Molecule: messenger RNA, 2069 nt
Organism: Dendronephthya gigantea
Lineage: Eukaryota; Metazoa; Cnidaria; Anthozoa; Malacalcyonacea; Nephtheidae
Exons: 4
Coding region: 143-1243 (366 amino acids)
Source: RefSeq, a predicted model, not a curated record
GCGUCAGUCGUGUGGGAAGAAGAUUUUGAAGUCGAAUAUACGAAAGAUUUUAUUAUAAUUUCCCAGAAUCGGAGAGAAGCGAAGAGUUGUGCUAUACCAUUGAAACAACGGUAAAAUUUUACGAUACAGGGUCAGGAAGAAAAUGAAUAACUUCACGAACGGAAGUGAAACACGUCCUCAAUACGAAAAUGUGUCUAUUCCCCAAUGGGGUUUCAACUCCAGUUGUGAUUGGCGCACAGCGGCCACAGUGGACCUGGCGAUCUCUUCCAUCGCGACAUUCUAUAACCUCGUCGUAGCGUUUCUCCCGUUGCGCGUGUCGCGUAUGUACUCCAUGCAAGGCGCUGUGAUCAGUAGCCACACAUGGGCCGCAUUCUUGGUCAGUCUGUACUGCGCCUUUUUUGAUUCACGCUUUUUGAACAGCGAGCAAGAGGUUCGAGGGGAAAGAUAUAUACCCUAUGUACUCAUCUGGUUCCUCAGUUAUCACUGUGUGUUCCACAUGCACCUUCUAUCGUGGAAUCAACACCACUCCGUGACACGGUUUAACGCUCAUAACAGGUUUGCAUCGCGUUCCAAAUUGAUACAAAUUGAACUAGUGGUCUGGACGUCCUCCAUCGCCCUGACAUUGUUGGAGGUUUUCUUUACGUACGAUCCAUUAAACUAUCCUGAUAGUCAGUUAGCUUCAGUUUCCAAAUUACGUCUUAUCGUCAUUCUAAUCUCCAUGGCGUUUUGCUGGUUCGGACCGCUAGUGCUGGUCGUCACCUGGAAUGUGAUUAUCUUCAGUUUCCUGCUCAAAGUCAUACACCAUGGUUAUGAAAAGAAAAAACCACCAGAGCCUGAGACGCCUGAACGAGACCUCUCGGAAGCUGCGCGUAACCUGGAACCAUGGAACACGUUAGGCGGGGUUGAAACUUUUUACGAAGAUCCACCGGAAUACGCCACUUUGCCAGAUGACGUCGAACACCAGCUUCAGCAAAGCUUCGUGAAUUUCAUCUCCGUGACCACAUUCGCUACAACAAUGAUCAUCUGGACUGGCUUCCACGUGCUUGCGAUAUUUCGCACUGGCGGCGAAGUCAUGAAAUAUUAUCAUUUAUACGAGGUCAUCUACAACUGUAAGCUGUACAUCUGUGUCUACACUGUCGCCAAGUUCCUUCUUCUGUGCAAUCCUCUGUGGAUCUUUUACUACAGGCGGGAGAUGCGAGUGUGUGCGACGCUGAAAAAGCGCCACGGUGUCCCUCAAGAGUAGUAUACCGGACCCAUCCAAAUGAGCUGCGUCGGACCUUUAAGACGGUGUUACGCUAUGCAAUUUUCCUUGGAACCAGUAGAAUUAUAAUUUUGAGGGAUGUUAAUUUGUAAGGAGUGUUCGAAAUACUAAGAAAACGUCAGCGGAUUUUAAGAAAUGUUCGUAUUUGAAAACUUUAGAUGCAUCAGGAGUAGUUUUGCAUUGCAAGUUGCAAGGAAAGUUGCAUAGUUUAACACCGCCUUUAGCAAUCUUGUUUUACUGGAGCGAGAGCUGAAAGGGCGUUAUCUAUCAGAUAGUGAUCUUUUCAACCGCUGUAAAAAUGCUUUAUUUUUUUUACGAGACAGAUCCCCGAUUUGAAAACACCAAGGUUAUACCGAACGAUGGGCAAUUUCAGAACGAUUAAAAAACAAUAUCCGGUGGAUAGCGCUAUUCAGUUUUCAAACCGGCCACUGAAUGAUAUACUAUUAUUUUGUGAAAUUUAACAGACCUUUCAACUCACACGCAAAUCGGGUGAGAUACAUUGAUUUCCCGACGCAUGUAUACAUUUCAUAUUUCUUCAAAACCUGGUGCUUUUAGCAGAACGGUUGACAGUAAUUGGGAUGAAAUACUAUCUAUAGUUCGAUUUAAAUGUACAGUGUUGGGAGGUCUUUACAUUUCUGAGAAGAUUGAUUAGUUUAUUUGAUAGUUAUAUUAUUUACAUGUCGCAUGACAUUUUGAGAAAGGCUGCAUUGUGAGAAGAAUAGAGAGUUAAUUUCAUCAUAGGAUUUUAUGCAUUAUAUGAAUAAACUAAUUUUAGCCUUAAAAGCGAGAUAGUGUUGUUCUACACCGC